AUGGCCUAUCAGUUCAGUUUGAAUGAGUUUCGGCCACAUAUGCGGGAAUGGGAUCAAAAUGAAUGGCUUCCUAUCGAUAAGUUGCGCAAAAGUGCGGAAUUGGGUUUCGGCGGUCUCUACACACCCACCGAAAAGGGCGGAACCGGUCUCUCAAGACUGGACACAAGUAUUGUGAUCGAGGCUCUGGCACAGGGAUGCGUCUCCACCACAGCUCUCCUAUCCAUUCACAAUAUGGUGGUCGCAAUGAUCGCCCACUUCGGUAAUGAUGACCAAAUGCACGCAUUUAUUCCCGAUUUGGUUUCAAUGAAAAAGAUCGGCGCCUAUUGUCUUACAGAACCGAACGCCGGUUCCGAUGCCGCGAAUCUUGAGACCAGAGCUCAAAAAGUUAAAGAUUAUUAUAUUUUGAACGGAACUAAAAGUUUUAUAAGCGGUGGCGGAGAGAGUCAUGUAUUUCUCGUAAUGUGCAGAACGGGUGGCGUCGGAGCCAAAGGGAUCUCAUGUCUUAUGGUCGAGAAGGGCAGCGAAGGACUCAGUUUUGGACAUAAAGAGAGUAAAAUGGGUUGGAAUAGUCAGCCCACCCGACAGGUCAUACUAGAAGACUGUAAAGUACCGGCGCGUAACCUCUUGGGCAGCGAAGGCAUUGGUUUUAAUAUAGCAAUGAGUGGUAUAAACGGCGGUCGCGUAAACAUCGCCUCCUGUUCUUUAGGGGGCGCGCAAUGGGCUCUCGAAGAGACACUUCGAUACACAUGUGAUCGCAAACAAUUCGGUCAACCGAUCGCUGACUUCCAGAACACUCGCUUCGAAUUGGCGACAAUGGCUUCGGAACUGCUCUCAUGUCGAUUAGCCGUACGAAUGGCCGCCAAAGCCAUGGAUGACAAACAGUCGGGCAGUGAUACCAAUGACUCACACAUUCCGGUCAGUUCGUUGUGCGCGAUGUCUAAAUUUCUGGCCACAGAUCGGUGCCAUAAUAUCAUCGACCGAUGUCUUCAACUCUUUGGAGGUUAUGGAUAUCUAAAGGAUUAUCCGAUUCAACAGCUAUUGAGAGAUACGAGAGUUCAUCGAAUCCUUGAGGGAACCAAUGAAAUAAUGAAAGUGAUUAUCGCUAAAGACUUGAUUGAUAAACACAUUGAAUCGCAUAUUAGUCGUAAUUUUACAAAAACCACAUCUAAUAACGGAUUACCAAAUGAUAAAAGUAGUGAACACUUGAAAGAACACACGAGUGCCGCAUAUUCUUCUUGAUAUAUUAGUCGACACAAGUAAUUGUCACGUCCAAUGUUAUCAAGUUAAAGUCUGUUUUAUUCUUAGACUAAUUAACUUCGAUUAAAGUUAUAAUACCC
Messenger RNA from Medioppia subpectinata, 1337 nucleotides. The record is from the annotation of a GenBank genome assembly. Lineage: Eukaryota; Metazoa; Arthropoda; Arachnida; Sarcoptiformes; Oppiidae.